CCCAUUGGGCACCCGGCAGCCAUGGAAGCGCUGUGGGUUGCGCUGGACGAGGUGGCCCUGGAGGGGCUGGACGGCGUCACCCCCGGCGCGCUCUGGGACCGGCUGGCGGGCCGCGUGCCGCCCUUCCCGCUGCCCCUGGAGCCGGGCGCCCGGCAGCUGCUGUGGGCCACGCUGGCUGCGCAGGCCGAGCUCCGCUUCCAUCUGCUGCCCCAGCCGCGCCCGCCGCUGCACCUCUUCGACCGAUAUGAGGAAAUCGAUCUUGAGACGGGAAUUCUGGAGACCAAGCGGGAUCCCGUUCCGUUAAGCGACAUUUACCCGGUACAUAUGAUUUUGGACGAGGGCGUCCAGGGCUCCUGCCAGUAUUUGAAAGAGAGGCUGGACAUUACGGAUAUGAUCAGGACGAAGGACAUGCAGCCCUGUUGCACCUACGUGGAGGCUUAUGAAAAUUGGGGAGAGAGGCUGGUUAUUGUUGCCUCCCAGGUAUUGCGCCACAGGGCACUAAUCGGUUGGGAAGGGGAUCCAGACUUAAAGCUUCCUGACUUCUCCUACUGCAUUUUGGAGCGAUUAGGACGAGCUCGUUGGCAAGGAGAGCUCCAAAAAGACCUCAGUGUGGCUUUUAAGGUGGAUGCUGGAAAGCUUCACUAUCAUCGAAAAGUCCUGAUUCAAAAUGGGCUGAUCUCAAUGCAGUCCCACGUGAUUAGAUUGCCCUCGGGGAUCCAACAGCACUCCAUUCUUCUGCUUCUGAGCCGCUUUCACAUUGACAGGAGGAGCAAAUAUGAUAUUCUUAUGGAGAAGCUCUCUGGCAUGCUGAGCAGCCGGCCAGGUCAGAUGGAAACACUGGGCAACAUAAAGGAGGAAUUGGGUGUCUGUGAAAAAACCUUUAAGCGCCUCUAUCAGUACAUGCUGAACGCCAACUUGGGCAAGAUGGUCUCUGUUCCGCUGCGGGACAUGUGUUCUGACGGGAGGCCUUUGAAGACAAAGAAGGGAACUCAAGUCAUGGUCCGUUGUUUAAAGCUGGUGAAGGAAUAUCAGAAGAAGGUGGCUGACUUCCACGAUGAUGACGAAGAAGAAAUGAUUGCCAAAACUGUGCAGCCGGUGGACGUUGUGUAUGAAAAGGACAUGCUGGCACAAGCGUAUGAGCUGAUUGAAAGCUGGGGGACCAAAGGUAUUUCUCAGGCAGAACUUCGAGCUGCGAUGAACGUGGGAAAGCUGGAAGCCCGGAUGCUGUGUCGCUUGUUGGAGAGAUAUAAAGUGAUCAAGGGAUUCAUGGAGGACGAGGGCAGGCAACGGACAACCAAAUACAUUGCACGGAUGUAUGCAGAACAGAGCGACCUGAGCCAGCAGUUUGAACGGGAGAAGGCUCGGAGCGAGAAGCUGGCUCAGGCCAGCAUGGCUUUUGCACACGAUGACCCUUUGCCUGGAGAACGGCUCCCGCUGGCGGAGGAGGAGGAGGAGGAGGAGGAAGAGGAGGAGGAAAGGCAGGCAGUCCUCCUGGAACUGGAGAAGGAAGAGAAAGACAGAGCAAGGCGGAAGAAGGGCAGUGCACAGGCCCUGCCCGGCCUUGAUUUCAAAGGAGGACGUGGCCAGUCAGCAAGGAGGAGAGCAGCUAAGAAGAAGAGGUCGUCUCUGCUCCCUCUGGAAUACUUGGAAGGCCGGGAUUCCGCUCUGGACUGGCUCCGGUCGGAAGCCAGCCGCUCCAGCUGUGCCCGUUUCAAAGCUGUCUCUGGGGAUGCAGCUGUGGUUGAAGAAGUCCUGCCUGGAACCCUCAAAAAGAGCUGUGAUGAAAAGAGAAGAGAGAAGAGCUCCCAGGCCCCCCCAGGGGAGCGAUCCCAUGAGACCUACCGCCUGCUGAAACGCAGGAACCUCAUCAUCGAGGCAGUCCGAAACCUGCGCUUGAUCGAGAGUUUGUUUGUGCUUCAGAAAAUGAUCAUGGAUCAGGAGAAGCAGGAAGGGGUGGCCACCAGGUGCUGCAAGAAAUCCAUUGUUCGCUUGGUCCAGAAGCUCUCCCAGGAGGGCCUCCUGCGCCUCUUCCGCACUACCGUUAUCCAGGACGGCAUCAGCCGCAAGGUGGAAUUUGUGGUUGAUCCAUCUGUGACCCCAGGUGACCCAUUGGUGAAAAGUGCCAUCGAGCAAGUGCGUUUCCGAAUCUCCAAUUCAAGUUCUGUGAACAGGGUGAAAGUUCAGCAGGCCCCAAUGUCUCCGGACCCAAAAGGGCAGGAGGAGUCUGGAGCUGAGACCCCCCUGAAGGAGAGGAAAGAUUGUACUUUUUCUUGCCAAAGCGACAUAGCUGGGGAGAAGAUGUGCAUUGCCAAAUUCAACUACCAUCCCGUGACAGUGCCAGGCCUUGGUCGCUCCCUGGGUUUCCUACCCAAAAUGCCGCGCUUAAAGAUGACUCACCUCUUCCUCUGGCACUUGAUCUACGGGCAUCCUGCCAGCUCGCAGAGGAGGAGACCUGGCUGUGACCUGUUAGGAGAAGACACGGGCGGUGCCUCCUCCGGCUCUCCACUUGAUGCGGCAGAUGACAAGGGGUCUCUGCAAAGCCCAGAGGUUCCUGCCCAAGAAGGAGAUCUGGAGCUUGGGGAGCAGAAGGUGUAUGUGGAUGAGGCCUCCUGGAAGCGUCACGUCCCUCCUCUGCCAGUCCACCGGGAGUUUGGACACGGCUGGGCACUAGUUAGUGACCUCCUCCUCUGUCUGCCUUUGUCCAUCUUUGUCCAGAUAGUGCAAGUCAGCUAUAAGGUAGAGAACCUGGAAGAUUACCUGAUGGACUCUCUGAGGAAACAUACACUCAUCAGGAACCUUCCCAGAUCGGUUCGGCAGCAGCUCGUUUACAAGCGGAGGUAUAUCUUUUCAGUAAUGGAAAGCCUACAGCGGUUGUGCUAUAUGGGAUUGCUGCAGUUUGGCCCCACAGAGAAAUUUCAAGAAAAAGAUCAGGUGUUUGUGUACUUGAAGAAAAAAGCGGUGAUUGUGGACACCACCAUCUGUGAACCCCAUUACAACCUGGCUAAAAGCAGCCGCCCCUUUGACAAGCGCCGUUACACCCUGGGUACUCUCCAGGAUGUGGAGAACUUCUGGUUUGACCUGCAGUGCGUCUGCCUCAACACACCCCUCGGGAUUAUUCGCCAGCCCCGGGCGAAAAGGAGUGGCGCCCCAGCUGGGGAGGCCGAGGCGCUCUCAGACGUAGCCCUGGAGCAAGAAUCAGCAGCCCACAAGCACAACCUGGAGCGCAAGUGUGCCAUGCUGGUGUACACGACAGGAUGCCGAGAGGUGGAGGACGAGGGCUCCGUCCCGGGGGAUGGGCUCGGGGCAGGCGGUCUGGACUCCAGCUUUUACAGCCACUUGAAACGCAACUGGAUCUGGACAAGCUACAUCAUUAAUAAGACUAGGAAGGAAAAUGCCGUUUCUGAAGCUGGGCACAUGGUCAGACUGCAGACCUUCCUGCCCAAGCGCUCCCUGCCAUUUGGCCCUGCAGGUGCCCCCAGUGCUCUUUGGAAAGAGAGCCUGUUCACUUCGGAGCCUGCUCUGCAGAGAGAAGACCUGGCCGUUGAGAAAGAGGCCAACCUGAACAGGAGCCAGCGGGUGAGGGGGGGGAAGAGCCAGAAGAGGAAGCGGCUGAAGAAGGACCCGGUGAGGAAGGCAAAGAAGAGGAGGAGAAAGAGAGACGAAACUCCGGAGGCAAAGGACCGGAAGCCACGCUACCACGAUGAGGUGGACCGGAGGGCUCUGCAGAGGAUGACCCGCCUGCGUGUGAUGUGGACCGUGCAGGAGGACAGCCUGCUGAUGCUCUGCCGCAUUGCAAGCAACAUUCUGAAUGCCAAGGUGAAGGGGCCCUUCGUCCCCUGGCAGGUGGUCCGAGACAUCAUGCACAGCAGCUUCGAGGAAUCACUAGACAAGACUUCUCACUCCGUUGGGCGGAGGGCCCGCUACAUCGUCAAAAACCCCCAGACCUACCUCAACUACAAAGUUUGCCUUGCUGAAGUCUACCAAGACAAAGCCCUGAUCGAGGACUUCAUGAACAGGAAGAGCGACUAUCAGGACGCCAAGGUUUGUGCUGAAGAGUUCAAGGACUUUGUUGAGAGGCUGAAGGAGAAGUUCAGCUCCACGCUGGGGAUUCCCAGGGCCGCCAUUCCGGACACCUUGCAGGACCUUUUCAUCAGGUUCCGGGUUCUGGCUAUUGGAAAUGAAAGUAGCUGUGGCAGAAAAGAAGAUGAACUGUGCAGCGUGGCUGACAUCCACUUUCUGGUGCUGCAGAACCUGAUUCAAAGCACGCUGGCUCUCUCCAACAACCAGAUGAAAUCCUUCCAGUCCUUCCAGACCUUCCGCCUCUACCGGGACUAUCAGGACGAUAUCCUGGUGAAAGCUUUCUUGGAUUGUCAGAAGAGGAGCUUGGUGAAUCGCCGCCGGGGUAAUCACAGCCUGGGCCCCAAGAAAAGUCGGGCACUGCCCUUCGUGCCCAUGUCUUACCAACUCUCUCAGAGCUACUACAGAGUGUUCACCUGGCGCUUUCCCAGCACCCUUUGCAGUGAAUCUUACCAGUUUCUCUUAAAGCUCAAAGAAGCCGGGAAAGAGGAUGCCGUUUCCAGCUUUUCCUUUAAGGAGCAAGACAGCCUCCCUGGGGCCGAGAUGGUGACGUUUCCUUUAGAUGGGCCGGGAGGCUACUGCUCUGCUCUGCUGGCCCUCUUCUCUCUCGGCCUGGUUUCUGUAGACGUUGCAAUCCCAGAGCAGAUUGUCGUGGUUGACAGCACCAUGGUGGAGAAUGAAGUCAUCAAGAGCCUAGGGAAAGACGGGCUGGAGGAGGAGGAAGACGAGGAGGAGGAGGAGGAGGAGGAGGAGGAUGUGGAGGAGAAUCAAGCCAACAAGCGCCAGAUUGAGGUGAAGGCCCGGCAGGCUUCACGUACCAACUACCUGCUCAUGAGAGGCUAUUGUGCCCCAGGGAUCAUCAACACCCGGAAUUUGAGUCCCACAGACAACAUUGUGGUCGAUUCCUGUCAGGUGAAAGUCAGGCUGAGAGCAACACCUGCCCAAAACGGCCUCUUGGCUGAAGACCCACCCGACCUGGAGAACAUGCCGGUUGGAGCCUCUUGCCUCCCCAGCUCCUUCACCAAAUGUCUCAGGGUCCCAGAAGAGGGUGACCCGAAACUUCAGUUGCUGGAUCAUUACAAUCACAGCCCUGGAGACGCUGCUGCGGCCCUUGAAAUCUUCUCUGCUAUAGAGGCCACUUCACACUUUGGGGUGGACCAGGUGAAUCUUGCCAGGCAGUUCCAGCAUUACGAAGAAGCCGUUCUUGGGCGCUCCGGCUUCUUGCAGAAAUAUCUUCAGGAUCUCCUGGAUUUGGAGCAGGUGUUGGAAGUAGGUGGGAAAAGUACUCGGCUGGUGGCAAAGAGAUUUGCAAGUCCAUGGCUGUUGCAUUCUGGGGGCCUCAAGGACGUCAGCCAGAGUCUGCCAGGCCAAGAGCCGCGCCCAAAGAGGGACCGUGCUGAGCAGGAAGGAGAGGCCGCCGCCUGUGCCGCAGCGGCACAAGAAGACGAACCAGGCAGGAAAAGGCCGAGAGGAGAGGAGGGGGGGCUUCCAGAAACAAGGGCUUUCUCCUCAGACUCCUCCUCGGAGGGAGCCAGGACUGCCAUGCAGAAGUGCAGGAUGGGCAUCCCCUCCUGUAGGCAAACAGCCGGGGCCCUCCCUGGCAGAGAAGCCUUGGAUGGGGGAAUGUCCAGCCAAGAGCCCCAGCAGGAUUCCUCCUCAUGCCAAGAGAAUAAGGAAGCUCUCAGCGGAUGUGCGACAGGACAGCCUCUUCAGGCUGAGACAAGACGCAGGGAGAGCAUCUGCUUUGUGGGGCGACCUUGGCGCAUUGUGGACGGCAGUCUGAACAAACCGGUCUGCAAAGGGAUCAUGGAAGGGGUGCUCGGCCACAUUAUGACAAAACCUGGCAUCACAGAAGCAGCCCUGCAGCACCACUACCUGGGUGUCCUGCAGCCCGUGGCUCUCCUGGAGAUCCUACAGGCUCUGGAGUCUCUGGGCUGCAUCCGGAAAUUCCACUUCCAAAGGCCCGGCGCGGCCUCGCUCUUCUCCCAGCCUGCCCGAGAAGAAGUGGUCCCCGGCGGCAAGCUGAGCGACGCCCCGGCCGCCUUCUACGAGCCGACCCUGGACUGCACCCUGAAAAUGGGCCGGGUCUUCCCCUACGAAGUAAACUGGAACAAGUGGGGCGCCGCUGCGGGCCAAUAAAGUCGCUUUAUUGAA
Thamnophis elegans (Western terrestrial garter snake) is the source of this 6231-nucleotide messenger RNA. RefSeq names its product general transcription factor IIIC subunit 1 (gene GTF3C1). Gene Ontology annotation, molecular function: DNA binding. The record is from RefSeq and is a predicted model, not a curated record. Lineage: Eukaryota; Metazoa; Chordata; Lepidosauria; Squamata; Natricidae. Gene Ontology annotation, cellular component: transcription factor TFIIIC complex. Bases 22 to 6216 code for a protein of 2064 amino acids. The transcript is spliced from 37 exons. Gene Ontology annotation, biological process: transcription initiation at RNA polymerase III promoter; 5S class rRNA transcription by RNA polymerase III.